AUGGCAACCAUCACCUGCAACCGGUUCACAGAAGAAUAUCAGCUCUUUGAAGAGCUGGGAAAAGGAGCUUUCUCAAUUGUCAGGAGGUGUGUGAAGGUGUUAUCGGGACAAGAGUAUGCUGCCAAGAUAAUAAACACCAAGAAACUCUCAGCUCGAGAUCACCAGAAGCUGGAACGUGAGGCUCGGAUCUGCCGUCUCCUGAAGCACCCAAAUAUAGUGAGACUCCAUGAUAGCAUAUCAGAAGAGGCACACCACUAUCUGAUAUUUGACCUGGUCACAGGUGGGGAGCUGUUUGAGGAUAUUGUAGCCAGAGAAUACUACAGUGAAGCAGAUGCCAGCCACUGCAUCCAGCAAAUCCUGGAAGCUGUUUUACAUUGCCAUCAGAUGGGUGUAGUGCAUCGGGACUUAAAGCCGGAGAACCUUCUACUGGCAUCCAAACUGAAGGGAGCUGCUGUUAAAUUGGCUGACUUUGGACUUGCCAUUGAAGUGGAAGGAGAGCAACAGGCUUGGUUUGGUUUUGCUGGCACUCCAGGUUACCUUUCCCCAGAAGUCCUCCGAAAAGACCCUUAUGGCAAAGCUGUGGACUUGUGGGCAUGUGGAGUUAUUCUCUAUAUUCUGCUGGUUGGCUAUCCACCUUUCUGGGAUGAAGAUCAACACAGACUAUACCAGCAGAUCAAAGCUGGAGCCUAUGACUUUCCUUCCCCUGAGUGGGACACUGUCACUCCUGAAGCAAAAGAUCUCAUCAAUAAAAUGUUGACAAUCAACCCAUCCAAACGUAUCACAGCAGCAGAAGCUCUAAAGCAUCCCUGGAUAUCACACCGUUCCACCGUGGCUUCAUGUAUGCACAGACAGGAGACCGUGGAUUGCCUGAAGAAGUUCAAUGCCAGAAGGAAGCUAAAGGGUGCGAUCCUCACUACCAUGCUAGCAACCCGCAAUUUUUCCGGAGGGAAAAGUGGUGGCAACAAGAAGAAUGAUGGUGUGAAGAAAAGAAAGUCCAGUUCCAGCGUUCAGUUAAUGGAAUCAUCAGAGAGCACAAACACUACCAUUGAAGAUGAAGACACCAAAGUACGAAAACAGGAAAUCAUUAAGGUGACGGAGCAGCUGAUUGAAGCGAUAAGCAAUGGGGAUUUUGAGUCCUACACAAAGAUGUGUGAUCCUGGGAUGACUGCUUUUGAACCAGAGGCUCUAGGGAACCUGGUGGAAGGGCUGGAGUUCCAUCGCUUUUACUUUGAGAACUUGUGGUCCAGAAACAGCAAACCGGUGCACACUACCAUCCUAAACCCGCAUAUUCACUUAAUGGGAGAUGAGUCUGCCUGCAUUGCUUAUAUCCGCAUCACACAGUAUGUUGACACAAGUGGAAUCCCUCGCACUGCACAGUCUGAGGAAACUCGUAUCUGGCACCGUCGGGAUGGCAAAUGGCAAAUUGUUCACUUCCACAGAUCAGGAGCACCGUCUGUUUUACCACACUGAAGCAUUGGCCACUCAGGCCAAGUUUCUCACUGCCUCACUACCAAGGGAAGACCCCUGCUAUCAUUUACCUAGAGAACUUGGCUGCUGUCUCUACUGCUUGGUUCUUGCUGGAAUCCCUUUCACACAGAGUUCCUCAUGAAUAAUCCAAUGAGAAUUUUAUGGACUUUUCUCUUUCUAUUCCCACGCUCUGUGUUUGCCGCUUUGUGCCAGUCUAGUACAAUAGGGCAUCUGCCAGGCCCACAACUGCAUGAAACAGCUUUCUGUGUAAAAGAAGAAACCCUGAGGGUAUAACCUUCCACCAAUACUGACCCUGGACCUCAUGGAUCCACAUUCAUUAAAUAUUGUCACAAUUAACUGUGAUUCUCACAGGGACAGAUUUGACUUGUAUUUCAGUCUCAUCAUUUCCAGUAAGUCUUUAGGGAAGUUACAGAAAGGGGAGCAUGCAGGGA
Messenger RNA from Gekko japonicus, 1919 nucleotides. It is a transcript of the gene CAMK2A, whose product is annotated as calcium/calmodulin-dependent protein kinase II alpha. The record is from RefSeq and is a predicted model, not a curated record. Gene Ontology annotation, molecular function: ATP binding; calcium/calmodulin-dependent protein kinase activity; calmodulin binding. Gene Ontology annotation, biological process: protein phosphorylation. Gene Ontology annotation, cellular component: cytoplasm; neuron projection. Lineage: Eukaryota; Metazoa; Chordata; Lepidosauria; Squamata; Gekkonidae. Bases 1 to 1470 code for a protein of 489 amino acids. The transcript has 19 exons.